CCUCUCGAGACUCGCUCCAGCUCCCACCACCCUCACACACUCUCCUCAACUACCACCAUGACGGACAAGGUCGGCCUCCGCCUCGGCUACAAGGCCCCCAACUUUGACGCCGAGACGACCCAGGGCAAGAUCAACUUCUACGACUACAUCGGCGACUCCUGGGUCAUCCUGUUCUCGCACCCUGCCGACUUUACCCCGGUGUGCACUACCGAGCUCGCCGAGGCUGCUCGCCUCGCCCCCGAGUUCAAGAAGCGCAACGUCAAGCAGAUCGGCCUCUCGUGCAACGAGCUCGGCUCGCACGAGAAGUGGGUCGCCGACAUCAACACGUUCGGCAAGGUCGACCUCGCGUUCCCCAUCAUUGCCGACCCGUCGCGCAAGAUUGCCCAGCUCUACGACAUGCUCGACGAGCAGGACCUGACCAACCUCGACGACAAGGGCAUCCCCUUCACGGUCCGCACCGUCUUCGUCAUCGACCCGGCCAAGCGUGUCCGCCUCUCGCUCCAGUACCCUGCUUCCACCGGCCGCCAGUUCAGCGAGAUCCUGCGCUGCAUCGACUCGCUGCAGCUCACCGACCGCGAGAAGGUGGCGACGCCCCAGGGCUGGCAGCCGGGCGACAAGCUCAUCGUGCACAACAGCCUCAAGACGGAGGACGCCAAGAAGCACUUUGAGGGCAAGGAGGUCGAGGAGGUCUUCCCGUACCUCCGCUUUGUCAGCGUCUAAAGGCGGUCGGAGCGUCUUUUACGUGCGGCCGCUUCUCGUCGUAGCUUUGAGCAGUACCCAAAAUCGCAGUGUCGCUUUCGCCUGGUUC
Messenger RNA from Rhodotorula graminis WP1, 808 nucleotides. RefSeq lists its product as uncharacterized. The record is from RefSeq and is a predicted model, not a curated record. Gene Ontology annotation, biological process: cellular oxidant detoxification; cell redox homeostasis. Lineage: Eukaryota; Fungi; Basidiomycota; Microbotryomycetes; Sporidiobolales; Sporidiobolaceae. Gene Ontology annotation, molecular function: peroxiredoxin activity. The transcript has 9 exons. The coding region runs from base 58 to 720 and encodes 220 amino acids. Gene Ontology annotation, cellular component: mitochondrion; cytosol.